Messenger RNA from Helobdella robusta, 1404 nucleotides. RefSeq lists its product as hypothetical. The record is from RefSeq and is a predicted model, not a curated record. The transcript is spliced from 12 exons. Lineage: Eukaryota; Metazoa; Annelida; Clitellata; Rhynchobdellida; Glossiphoniidae. Bases 1 to 1404 code for a protein of 467 amino acids. Gene Ontology annotation, biological process: microtubule cytoskeleton organization; protein polyglutamylation. Gene Ontology annotation, molecular function: tubulin-glutamic acid ligase activity; tubulin binding. Gene Ontology annotation, cellular component: cilium.
AUGAGCUCGAUAACUCCAACGGUUGUAAGGAACUGCGUGUUAAACUCUGGUUUCUCAUUCACUAACAGGACAAAUGCCUGGCUAGGAACCUGGUGCAGAAACAUCAAGACGCCUUUAUAUAAGAAUAUCAAAGAUUAUCAAAAGUUCAACCACUUCCCCGCCAUCUAUCAAAUCGGUCGGAAGGACCACCUACAUCGCAACAUCACCAGAAUGGUCAACAACUUUGGAUCGGAACAAUUUGGAUUCACCCCACAAACGUUCAUCUUGCCUGCUAACAUGAAGGCAUUUUUCGCUGCAUGGAAAGCCAAUCCCUGCAAGAAAUGGAUCAUCAAGCCACCGGCGUCUGCAAGAGGACUUGGCAUAAAAGUGGUAAGCAAAGUAGACGAUGCCUUGGUUUCUCGCAUGAUAAUCAUUCAAAAGUACAUCUCCAACCCGUAUCUGAUCGAUGGAAACAAGUUUGAUAUGAGGAUAUACGUAUAUGUAUCUUGCUUCAAUCCACUGAGGGUUUACAUGGGCAGGAAUGGGUUGGCCAGAUUUGCUACUGCUAAAUACUCCAACAAGCAAAACAGUUUGAAGAACAGAUUCGUACAUCUAACUAAUUACAGUAUCAAUAAGAAGAAUUCAGAUCUUGAAGUCAUUGACUCGUCUAACGCUGCUGACGGGACUUUGCUGGCUCUCUGGAAUUAUUUGGAUAAGAAAGGAGUCAACAGUAAAAUGAUAUGGGAGAGUAUUAAAGAUAUCGUCGUCAAGACUAUAGUUAGUUCGGAGACGCACAUAAGAAACUUAACGAGCUUAAAAACUAAGAAUCCGUACUGCUGUCACGAGCUCCUGGGCUUCGAUGUUCUACUCGAUCAGGAUUUAAAAACCUGGUUACUAGAAGUUAAUAUAUCUCCAAGUUUGCACUCAUCAACAGAGUUGGACAGAAGCGUGAAGGAGCCAAUGAUAGUUGACAUCUUGAACACAGCUGGAUACAGGAUACCAGAAUCCUUUGAUCUCAUAUCUUCUGGGAAUAAACAUGUUGAUUGGAACACGUACACCCCCUCCAACAAUGUGUGCAUUGACAAAAGGUUCCACAAUAGAAAACUUUCGCAUGAUGACAAAGAGAAGCACAGUAUAUACCAACAGGCGUUUCUCGAACAGGAAAAACUGACGGCUAACGAUUUGAAGGUACUGAUCGACACCAUAGAUGAACAGAAGAGAUGUGGUCUGCUGGAAGUCGUCUAUCCAACUAGAUCAACUCUAUGCUACUUGAAGUACUUCGAUAAUCCUCAUUACUAUAACCUUCUAGUGCAAGCCUGGUGUAUUAGAUAUCCAACUGACGAUGCCGAAGGAAUAAUAAUGUUGAACAAAUAUUGCUGGCACGAACUACACCUAAAGACAACGCCAUCAUCUAACCACGAAUGA